Thrips palmi is the source of this 4218-nucleotide messenger RNA. RefSeq names its product vacuolar protein sorting-associated protein 54 (gene scat). Gene Ontology annotation, cellular component: GARP complex. The record is from RefSeq and is a predicted model, not a curated record. The transcript has 20 exons. Gene Ontology annotation, molecular function: syntaxin binding. Gene Ontology annotation, biological process: Golgi to vacuole transport; retrograde transport, endosome to Golgi. Bases 313 to 3372 code for a protein of 1019 amino acids. Lineage: Eukaryota; Metazoa; Arthropoda; Insecta; Thysanoptera; Thripidae.
UCGCCGUGUUGUGUUGCUGUGUUGUGUCACGGUUUAAAGUUUUCCACAAAUUAAUGCACUUCAGCAGAAUCAGAGAAAAAUUUGGUCUAGCUGGAUUUUGGAAUUCUUAAAUAAUGUUAGUCAUACCAGGUCGUUUUAACUUGCUUCGACACCAAUAUUAAGGAGUUAUGUCUUAGUUGGGUUAACAUCUGCUGUUGCUGAAAUUUCUUCAUAAGAGACAUUAUUUGCUAUUUUGCUGAUGUGUCAACGAACAUUUUGAGAUGUUGAUCGAUGACACGCUGGUGUUGAAGUCGUGAAUAUGCCGUUUAUGUGAUGGCAACCUUGUCUCAUUCUUCUGAACCCAGAGGGGACUGGAGUUUUUGCAAAUAUUGUUCAAAUGUGAAAUUCAAAGUCCUCCAGGACUUAACUCGACAUUUACGAGAAAAGCACUGUACGAGAGAGGGAGGUUCCUAUGUGUGUCGAUAUGGACACAAUGGUGUAUGUUCAUCUCUUCCUGUUGAUGGAGUGAGUGAUGUCGACUACGAAGAUCAUGUGCUGCGACAUCAUGUUGGAGUCACUGGCUUACCUGCUCUAGUUACUAAUGGAAGUAAUCAGAUCAGUCAGCUGGAAGUGCAUAAGAUGUCGGGGAACUUAAGUCGAAGAGUCAGUUACAGUGAUGCACCGCUUUUAGCGACUGAAGGAAGUAAAUGGACUGUAUACUCUGGCUCUCAAAACUUACCAGCUGUUCUAAAUGACCCAAACAGGGGCAAGCAGAAAGAUUUUUUCACUAAACUGUGGGGUGAUAGUUUUGUUGAAAGGACUGACAUUCAACCUUCACCUUAUUUACCGGAAAUAACAGCAGCGCAUUUUGAAUCAUAUCUUCGAAAAAUUGGAAAGAGAUACAAAAAACAUGAACGUAUGAAAGUAAGUGCUCCUCAACCUGAGAACUUCCAGCUGCUUCACUCAUUUCCUAAUUUAAGGGUUCCUCCCCUCCGCUCAACAGAUAAAUUGAAAAUUGAGGUUGAUGCUAUUCCCAAAAUUUUUUUGCAAUCCAAUUUUAGCCUUAGUGACCCUGAGACUUUUAAUGCAGUGUACCAUGCAUCUGCAGACAAUGCCUCUGCAUCAGUAUCUAGUGUGUCAUCUGGAAAAUUACUACAAGAGCAGUUAAGUCAUUACUUGGAUAUGGUUGAAGUACAAAUAGCCCAUCAGGUAGCACAUAAAUCUGAUGCCUUCUUCUUGGCUAUGAGGUCACAUGAUGCCCUCAUGGAACAAAUGACAGAAACCAUUUCUGUGGUUAAAUCAUUGCGAGGCAGUGUAAAAGUAUUAGAUGAAACACUUGUUCAAGAUUCUUUGAAAAUUCUCAAACUCAAGAGAGCUCGGUCCAAUUAUGUACGGGUCUAUCAAAAGCUUAAGCUUAUGGCAAGUGUGAGAGAGACUCAGCCCAUGAUUCAGUUAUUGCUAUCAACUCCUGACUAUGUUGCUGCUCUUGAUCUUAUUCAAACUUCUCAAGAGAUGUUGAAGCAGGAGCUGCCGGGUAUUUUGAGCUUUCGACAUUUGGGCUCCCAAUUAAAUGAGAUGGGUCGUUUGAUUGACAAGAUGCUUAGUGCUGAAUUUGAACGUUAUGCUACAGCUGACUUGAACCGUCCCUUGGAUGGUGAGCAGGGUGUUCUUGAAGGAGACAAAUUGGUGUCAAUCAUACUUGGGCUUCUGAGGCAGAAGCACUUCAACUUCAUUGAUACAUACAAGUCGGAAGCAUUCACAACUAUUCGUGCUGUUGUAAAACAGCUGGUCAUUGAAGUGGUUGCAGCAAGUGAUGGGAUUUCAAAUGAUGCGGACUUGUCCCUGGGAGAUCAGAUGCAAGCUCUUUCUGUCUCAGAAUGGUUUAAUCUUAUUCAGCGAGCCACAGAUACAUUGAUGAAUUUGGUACUCCAUGUUAAGGCUGUCUAUGAUGUUAUGAGAGAUGCAGCAGAUGUUAGUGCUGGAGUCACAUCCCAAAAAUCAGGAGAGGCGUCUAGUGGUCAAGUUUCUGUGUGUGAGCCUCCAGAUAUUUUUUUGUCACCUGAAGAACAUGAACGUGUUUGUGGCAAACUUGAAGAAAUGCUGGGAGCUGUUUGUGAUUCAGUUCAUGAAAGAUGUGCUCAGUUACUCUGUGCUCAGCCCUCUAGCACACAGUCUGCAUCAUCCCGGGACUCAUCAUCUACAUCAGCUGUAUCGCACAAUACUAGUACUGUCAAUGGAAAUGCAAGCAGCAGUGCCAAUAGCUCCAACCCAACAGCUGGGUGGUUGGUAGAGAGAGCUUCUCCUUCACAAGUCUGUACUCUAAACAGGCUAGUGGAGAAUUUUUGUGAACGUUGCCACCAAAUAUCGGGUAGGCAGAGCACUGCCCUGCGUUCUGCUUUCAAAAUGCAGGCAAGCAAAUUUGUAGUUAGAUUUAACCAAGAGAGACGAAAUAAGUUAAGUCUCAUUCUUGAUAGUGAACGAUGGCGCCAGGCAGAUGUCCCUGCUGAAUUUCAGGCUCUUGUUGGUCGUAUACAUUCUACAGGAAUAUUUGGGACAUCUCGCCCUGAAAGCAAAGCUGAUGAAGGUGACUCUGAGCAGCCAAGCUCUGAUUUACUUCAAGUUGGAAAUGAGUCGUUUGCUGUUGUAGGAACUGUGUUGCUAAUGGUCAAAAUGACAGCCGAUUAUUGCAGUUGUGCGUCUGCUCUUCCAGUUUGCGCUUCUGCUCUUGCUCGCUCAGUCGCAGAGCUGUUGAUGCAUUUUAACUCUCGCUGUUGUCAAUUAGUUCUUGGAGCAGGGGCAAUUCAAAGUGCAGGUUUAGAUACAAUUACGACAACCAAUCUUGCAUUGGCAUCUCGAGCACUGCAAUUACUUUUAUGGCUCACUCCACAUGUCCGCGUUCACUUUAUGGGAUUACUUUCAACUAAUGGUGGGAGUGCAGUGGGAAAUCCUCUGGUGCGCGCUAGCCCUAGCAAUCCUCUUGUUCAGCUAGACACAGUAGAAAGAGAUGUAGCCAGCCAUGUUCAAGAAAUAGAAUCUAAGAUUCUUACAAUUGUGUCUUCAUUACUUAGUGUCCAACUGGAUCGAUGGGAAGUAAAGCCCCCUGUACCCAGCCAACCUUUCAGGAAUAUAUCGAGGCAUUUAACAAAGCUGCACAAAGCGGUUGCAAACAUCAUGCCUCAGGAGCAAGUUCAGCGCUUGUAUCGUGGAAUGCAUCGCAACUUCAAAGACCGUGUGUGGGAUCAUCUUGCCAGGAUUGGUGUUGUCAAUAAUGGAGGCCCCCAACAUGGAGUGGUCACAGCAGAACUAACAUUUUACUUGGAAACUUUGCGGUCAUUGAAAGUACUUCCAGCAGAAGAAUUAGGAGAUCAAACUUUGCAAGAAGUGUGGAGGUGACAACUUAAGUGAUAGUUUCUUGAGAUAACAUGGUAGUAUUUGUGAGGAAAAUAUUAUUUGCCAUAAGACUGAAAAUGUCUAAAUAUUUAGUGUAUUUUGUCAGUUUUUCUUUGGAGUUGUUUCCCUCAUUGGAUGUGCAGUGCACUCCUCUCAGCCAACUCUUUGCCUUUGCCUCAAUAAUGCAAGAGAUCACUAAAUAUUGUUUCUGUAAAGUUUCUCUUUUAUGUUUGUUAUGCAUGAUGCAUUUCUAUUGUCUAGUCAUCAUUGGUUUGUUAUGUUGUCAUACCACGUGUGUCAGAGUCUGUGCACUCCUACCAGCAUUGUUGGCAUUCUUGAUAGAGAUCUGCUGCCCAUUUUAUGCAUCAAUCUCAUACUGAUUGGUUAUUUUGUUUUGCUUUUAUAAAUGAUUAAUAUAAAGUGUUUUUCUAUUAUUAAAUGUUUUUCUAAUGUUAAAAACUCUUUGGUCACUUAUUUGGGAUGAGAAAUGAGGACAGGCUAGGUCUAAUUUUCAUAUUCCACUAUGUUUUGAUUUUGUAUUUUCCAAUACUGCUGUCUUGUUCAGCUUUUUGAAAUCAAAUUUUUUAAGAGGUUGUAUGUUACUAUGUACAUCCUGGAUUGUCUAUGUCAAUAUUGUUAUCAAUUUGGAGAUCGUGAGGAAACAAUAUGAACUAACCAUUGCUGGGACCAAUUUAUCUCCUCUCUUUGUUUUUGUAUCCCCUGUGACCAUCAUGCUGUGACACUGAAUCUAGUAAACUCAAUCAAUCUUACUACAGGAUAAUCAUUGGUUUACUCCAUGUGUCAAUUAAAAUAUCAAGUCCUUAAAUAAACAGCAGUAUUAUAUUUUAA